ACCAGAAGUGAGAUGUUACGUGUUGCCCCAGCUAUGUGGAAUCGUAUUGGCUUCAAGGUGCGCAAUAAUCACGUAUCAACGUCUUUCGAUACCGAAGUCAACCUCGUGGAGACCCACGUUGACUGGGGAAGCCAAGCUAAACUCCACCCGGCACGGAUUAGGGGAAGGAAAUGGCUACCUGGAUCGGCUAGUCCUAACUUUCCCGAGUUUCUCAAGCCGCCCAAGGACGGCUACCCGUAUGUCUUCACACCCCAGGAGGACACCACUGCCUCUCCUGAAGAGUAUGCUGUCGCCGUGCGGAAAGUAGUACACGAAGUGCUUGAGAAGAGCAACAAUGGGGCGGUACUGUUUCGUGGUUUGCCCCUGCAGACGGCGGAAGAUUUCUCCCUUGUGGUCAACAGCCUCGGGCUGAAGUUAAUGCGUUAUGAAGGGGGAGGGGCAGUCAGGACUGAGAUCGCAAAGUCGGUGUACACAGCGAGCGAUGAUCCAUCCGAGUUUUGCAUCGAGCCCCACAACGAGUUGGUAGACGCAUACACUUCACGCACCCCUGAAAAGAUAAUUUUUUUCUGCCUGGACCCGCCGUCUCCCGGUGCUGGUGGCGAGACUGUGAUCGCAGACGUGCGGGAAAUCCUUUCGCGGCUGGACAAGGACGUGGUGGACAAGUUUGAGAAGCUUGGAGUGAUGUACUGGAAACACCUGCCCUCCUAUACACCAGGAUCAUACCAUUCCUGGCAGAAGUCGUUCCAGACAGAGGACAGGGCAGCUGUCGAGAAGUAUAUGGUUGCCAAUAACACCAACUGGAGGUGGGAAGGUGACAGCUUAUCAUGGUGGACCAUCCGGAAUCCUAUGUACAAGUACAGAGGAGAGAAACUGUGGCUGUGCAUCGCCCACGGACACCACGUAUCGUAUCUUAAGGCCCAUCCCCUCUGGUUCGACAAAGACAUCCCCGAUCAUCACUUCCCCUUCCACACCUACUAUGGGGACGGCACCGACAUUGAGGCGGAAGUUCUCCAGCACAUCCGGGAUGUUCACUGGCAGGUCUCCAUGGGUUUCCAACUGCAAAAGGGUGACUUCCUGGUCCUGAACAACAUGUACUGCCAGCAUGCCAGACUCGGCUUUACAGGGAAACGGAAGCUUGCCGUCGCGUUGGCCAAGCAGGACCUAGUAGACUAUCAGGUCAACUGAGUUUUGCAUUCUUCCAAUACUAGUAGUCAGUCUUCCAAACGGAAUCAUAUCAACUGACACAUAAUAGUCCGUUGCGAAAAGCCGCGGUACCUGUACACUUAACGGGAGAAUGAAAUGUGAUAUCAAAAAUGUAAUGAUUUGGCGUGCGAAAUGUAUACGUAGUAGAACUAUAAUAUUGUGUUGGUGUCAAUAUAUGACAACGGACAAGGAUGAGACGUUAACGUUUGUGCUUAUUCCACUGGUGCAUAGUUUUCAACAGUAGAAAUAUAACUGUCCAAGCUAUCUCAAACAUUGUUUCCUAGACGUUUGACCUCGAGCUUUUUAAAAUGUUGUAGGUAGACACUGUACUCUUAUUGUCAAUACGGUGAUUGUUGAUACUCUGAUUGUAUUGUUGCACUCUGCAUGUUUUAAAUGUAUGUAGUUUAGAAAUGU
This is a messenger RNA of Branchiostoma floridae (Florida lancelet), 1617 nucleotides long. Its product is annotated as clavaminate synthase-like protein At3g21360. The record is from RefSeq and is a predicted model, not a curated record. The transcript is spliced from 5 exons. Gene Ontology annotation, molecular function: oxidoreductase activity. NCBI's taxonomy places the organism in Eukaryota, Metazoa, Chordata, Leptocardii, Amphioxiformes, Branchiostomatidae. Bases 13 to 1185 code for a protein of 390 amino acids.